Molecule: messenger RNA, 1341 nt
Organism: Durio zibethinus
Lineage: Eukaryota; Viridiplantae; Streptophyta; Magnoliopsida; Malvales; Malvaceae
Source: RefSeq, a predicted model, not a curated record
AGAGAACCGUUACCCAGUACUCAAAAAGGACUCUCAAUCUCCAACCAAAAGCUUGUGACUUUGGGGUUUGAAGAUAAAAAACAGUAACUGAAACGAAUCCGAAGAUUAACUCUUCUUCAUGGGUAUUUAGAGAAACAAAGAAAGGGAGGAGCGGAGGAAGAGCCAACAAAACGAUUCCUUUGAGCAAGACCCACAUUUGUUUAUAUUUCUUUCUGGCAAUAAUGGUUGCAAGAACCCCACCAAAGCAAAGGAAAAUUGUGGUGGCUCCUCUUAAUCCUGUCCUACUCAGAGAAACUGUAAAGAAGGUUGAGAAAUGUAUGGCAAGAUUGCAAGAGUUGCAGUGUACGGUGGCAGGAGGGACAAGGGUGAUAUCAGGGUUGAGUCUAAGUCCAAGAAGUACUAGGGGUUACUUGAGGACUAGUCUCAGGUGCAAGCAAGAGUCUUUGAGGAUCAAGAAUCCUGCCCCAAGGAAAUCACCAGUUGGGAAGUUUCCACCCAUUGCAGGAGGCGAAUGGAGGAGAAUGUCAUUGCCAGCAAUGCUAGUAGGAGAAACAGUGGCAGAAAUCCUUCAAGCAAGUCAAUUUGCAAGAGAGAUACUGGCAGCAGUUGAUAGCAAAACAGAGAAGACAACUGCUGAGGAUCCAAGAACUCCACCGCCUGAACAUAGACAGCAAAGACUACAGCCUGAAAACAUUGAACUCAGAGCUAGAAGAAAGAGGGAGAAACAGAACAAACUGCAACUAAUUCGGACAGAAUCCGACUCCCCAUCUCUUCAAAGGGCUCGUUCCAGGAUCAACUUCAAGGUUUCUCCUCCCAAAUUCAGGGAAUUUGAUAGGGAAAACAAUAGACAUGUGGCACAUAGGGUGUCACCAAGGAAUAGGCCAUGGGCUAAACAGACUUUUUUAUUCCCAAAUCCUUUGUUCAGUUCAACACCAGCUUCACAGCAACAAAAGUUCUGCAAGACAAGGUUUCCGGUGAUUGCAAGAAGUAGGCAAACUCCACAUAAGUUCCUGAUUAAGUCGCCUCCAUCAGUUUCGAAGUUUCAAGUCAAGAUAAAGAGCCCACGCAUGGUUUCUUUAUCCCCCACAAGAUCAACAAACAUGAGCAAAAAGUCACCAAAGGUGUCAGCUGCUUCCAAGCUGCGUAAAUCGUUUUCACCUUCUCGAUUGGCAAACAGAUUGAUGUCUCCAUUGAAGGGCAGAACAAGUUUGCAAAAAAGUAAAGGACCGAAACAGCGUCCAGGCCUAAGCAAUUCUCGACUGGGAGAAUUUAAGGGUCAUGAUCUUUCUUUGAUUUAUCAGUAUGGCUUGAAGUAAACUGUUCAAAGAUAAUAUUUCACAA